CAAUUACCUAAUUAUUUUCAAUAUCUGCUUUCAAAAUCAUUUAGUGUGAUCUGAGUCAGGUUCAUUGUUCCGUACGACACAUGAAACUGCUUAUUGUUUUUCAUAAGUGCCCUACAUGAAACCUCUCUCUAUACAACACUGACAAGAGGGAUAUGAAAGGGCCAGUUCCUCUUUUUUUGUGCGUUGAAGGUUCACAUCUGCUUGAUAUGUGUUUACAGGUCAAUAUAGUCAUUUGAGAAGCUGAGAUUGAACGUACGGACGGAUAUUGCUAACAAGUAAUCCACUGCAAAAGCAAGAUGACUGCUGUUUUAGUGUUGCUUAUGGUAGGGCUGGUUUCUGGCAGUAUUGUCUGUCCAGACGGGACAGAAUGUGAAGACAAAAAUACUUGCUGCCCAGCUAAGACAGGAUAUGCAUGCUGCCAAUAUCCAUCUGCUGUUUGCUGUCCAGACAAGGCCCACUGCUGUCCACAAGACUACCAGUGUGUCCUAGAGACUCAGCUGUGUGAGAAAAAGGGGCUUCCAUGGUAUAGAAACCAUCUUUCUUCUCAUAUAGCUGCAGAGGAGGAAGAGAAAAGAGCUCCUGUUGCUCUUGUGAAAGCUGACAAUCCUUCUGUCUCUGUGGUUCACUGUGACAACACCUAUACCUGCCCUGAUGGUACAACGUGCUGCAGGUCUCCUUUAGGACAGUGGUCAUGCUGCAUAUACAGUGUGGGUCAGUGCUGCCCUGACGGCAUCCACUGCUGUCCCUUUGGUUAUCGCUGUGACAGCACAUCCACCCACUGUUUUAAGGGAGCACUGAGACUUCCUGCAUCUCCACAGAUUGCUGCGAUGCAGCGCAACACCAUUCAGGAUCAGUGCUGUCAGAGUGAGACAGGUUGCUGUCCCAUCGGGUUUCACUGUGACGAGGAAGUCUGCAUUAGUGACUUUGACAAGACUGCAUGAUUGACUUUGAUUUUCUUUAAACAGAAGGCUAGGUCCAGAAAAAAAAGCAAUAAUCAUUUACUGUAUUUUACUUGAGCAACAAGUGUAUUACUUUAUUAUGCUCCAUGGUUAAAAAUUUCUUAUGCCACAAUAAACAGGAACAGUUACACUGAAUUUUAUUAAGUUCUCAUUUUGAAGAAACAAGAAAUAAAUUACAAAAAUAAAUGACUGAAAAUGAGUCAAAAAUGUAAAUGCAAAUGAUGCAAGUAGAAAUUAAUCUUAAAAAAUGUUAUGCACAAAAUUGUAUGCGCAUUAUUUCUAGUUUAUGAUGCUUUAUCGAAUGCGGCAUAAUAUUCAAUAAGUUCUGUCUUUAUUAAUUUUUAUUUUAUUUCUGAUAUUUUUUAUUUCUCUAUUAAUUAUCAUUUUCUGUUAUUUCGUUUUUGGUUUUUUUUAAAAAUCCUUUUUAUUCUUUACAUCAAUAUCUGUUCAUUUAUGCAUUACUUUCUCUUUAUGAUAAUGAGACAAAUAGCCUAUGCCAGGGGUUCCCAAACUUUUCCAGCGCAAGGCCCCCCAAAUAGCAUUAACGUUUGACCGAGGCCCCUCUUUUGCAAGAUGUCUUUAAAACACAUUAAAAAUACAGACUUCUGAAUAUAUCCCCCUUUUUUAAAUUAAUAAUUACAUCUUACAUCUUUACAUUACAUUACAUUAGGAAUUGAUUGAUUGUGUGUGUGUGUGUGUGUGUGUGUGUGUGGUGGUCUGAAAAAAAAUCAUGUAAAAAACAUCAUGUAUUUAUUUAUUUUUCACACCAAAUUGUUGAGGUCCCCCGGGCGCCCCCUAGCGGCCGCCACUUUGAAAACCACUGGCCUAUGCCACCGCGCCUUAUUGCUCACAGAUAUUAUAUUGUGCAGGAGACACAUAACUACGGAAGCCCUAAGCGGCCAUACAUUAUUACUUUUUUUCCGUUGUUUUCUCGUGAUCUCGACUUCAUUUUCUCGUGAUCUCGACAUAAUAAAAGUUGUUUUCUUGUUA
Ictalurus furcatus (blue catfish) is the source of this 1949-nucleotide messenger RNA. RefSeq names its product progranulin. Lineage: Eukaryota; Metazoa; Chordata; Actinopteri; Siluriformes; Ictaluridae. The transcript is spliced from 5 exons. Gene Ontology annotation, cellular component: extracellular region. The record is from RefSeq and is a predicted model, not a curated record. The coding region runs from base 297 to 941 and encodes 214 amino acids.